Molecule: messenger RNA, 3350 nt
Organism: Hippoglossus stenolepis (Pacific halibut)
Lineage: Eukaryota; Metazoa; Chordata; Actinopteri; Pleuronectiformes; Pleuronectidae
Product: protein diaphanous homolog 1
Exons: 17
Coding region: 137-2647 (836 amino acids)
Source: RefSeq, a predicted model, not a curated record
CAGGGCGGGAGCAGAAUGUGACACAAAUCACAGCCACUUUCCUUCUUCCCCUUCAGAGAAGCAGAUCUCCGUGUGAGUUUCAUAUGAGAAAAAACUAAAAAACAAACACUCAUCCCUUCAUCUUUGCUGCAACAGCAUGGAUUCUCACGCAGCACCUAAGAAAACCAUGAUGCCCAAUUUAGGAUCAAAGAAGAAGGAGAAUGCAUCCAGAAUGGACAGAUACACGGACGACUUGCCAAAGCUGAGCAACGAGAUGCAGCUCAGCAUCAUGAACAAGGUGAAGAACGGAGAGCUGUCCAUCGAGGACGCUCUGAACCAGGCCAGGAGGGACCGGGAUCAGCUGCUCCAACAGCGGAGCCUGGGCGAAGAGGAACAGAAACCGUCACAGUACAACUUCAGUGUUCACAAGCACGGACGGUACAGGUGGCAGAAGCGGGUUCUUCAGAUUGAUUUCAACACCAAGAUGCUGUGCAGCAUCGAGAAAGGAAUCAUCAAGCGACAACUUCCCUUCAUCAUCGUCAAGAGCUGCGACGACGGCGUCGGCUCCAGGUUUACGAUUUCCUUCAGGGGACAUCAUGACUACGAGCUGGAGGCCACGUCGCUGGAGGACAAACACAAGAUGAUGCAGCUGGUGAAUCAGGUCAUUUACACGAACAUAUACAGUGAUAGCGAGGAGGGAAAUGCAGAAGCUCAUCAGCAGCCUCAGGCCUCGCGGAGCCUCCGGGACGGCGUCCUGUUGCUGCACAGAGGAGGCCUGGCGUCUUUGCGAUGGGUGAAGUACGAGGUCCAGCUUCACCCGGGGCAGCUCACACUCGUCCCCCUCGGGCGUCGAGGCCCCGCAGACGGCGAGGUGACGCCCGCCGUGUCCACCGUGAUUCACCUGUCAGACGGGGACACCAGCGUGCAGACACCUCCCAGCCCGGACGCCUUCACCCUGAUCACCCACAAAAAUGAGUACAAAUUCAAAGUGCCUGUGUCGGAUCAGACCGGCGCCCGAGGAGCAGUCCAGAGGGAGCGAGAUGCUUGGGUCAGCGCCAUCGACAAACUGUGUGUAGACUGGAAGAGGAAGUCCAUGGGCGAACACACGUUUGUGGAAACAGCGAUUCUACGAAACAUCAGCAUCGCCGAGGACGCAGAGGACGCAGAGGACGCAGAGGACACAGAGGAUGCAGAGGAAGCAGAGGACGCAGAUACAGAUGUGGAGUCUGGGAUUUGUCCUCCAGUUGAUAAAUCCACUGAAGAUCUCACGUCCAGCAGCGGAGAUCCAUCAUCAGAUGUUCCUGAACCCUGCAUCACUGGAAAAGCUGCUGCUCCAGUCGUUGGACCUGACACUUCCCCUCAGGUCCCGUCACCGACCUCCCCCAGGGACGCUCCCCUAUCCUCACCUGCCUCCCCUCAGCCCCCCCACACUCCCCUCUCACCCUCCCCCACAGGCCCAGAGUCUCCUCAAAAGGAAUCGGGAUCGCCGGAUGUGAAGGGGCCUCCGCCUCCGAGCAUCCCGGCCCCUCCACCUUUACCCUUCAGGAUGAUGGCCGCUUUAAAGAAGCAUCGCACCAAGGCUUUCCACUGGGACCUGGUGGGCCCAGACAAGGUUGCAAAAUCAUUCUGGAUACGAGGAGGCACCGGGACGAUUGAAAUCGACACGUCGCUCUUACGCGAGCAAUUUGCCGUCAAAGAUGUGGGGGGGUUCGAGGCGGCCGAGCACAGUAACGCCCAUCAGCACAUUAUGCUGAACCAGAAGAUCGCACACAACUUCAACAUUUUCCUCAAAAGUUUCCCAGUGCAGCCGGGAGAGUUGAAGGACAAACUGUUCAUUAUUAACGAGAAGGACGGAGGCCUGUCUGACGGGCACAUCACGUCCCUGCGGAGGUACGUCCCCACCAUGGACGACGUGGAGAUGUACAAAUCCCACAAGGGCCCAGUGACGGAGCUGCACAUCGUGGACCAGUACAUGCUGGAGAUGUGCAACAUCCCCUACCUGAGCAAACAGCUGGACCUGCUGCUGACUCUGAGAGAGCUCCCGAUCAGCAUGAGCGACCUGCAGCCCCUGAUUAACCAGAAGAUCCGAAUGUGCAUGCAGCUGUGCCACACCAGGUCAUUCGUGUCCGUGCUGGAGUACGUCCUCGCCAUUGGCAAUUACCUCAACGACAGCGCCGGGAAGGAAAAGGCCAAGGGAUUCCGCCUCUCCUCCUUGACUAAACUCUCUCAGCUCCGUGGGCGAGACAAGACGUUCACCUUGCUCCAUGCCCUUGUGGAGCAGAUCAUGUUGCAUGAACCAGGCCUCGCCACUUUUACCCAAGACUUGGCAGAAUUUGAAACUGUCCCUGGAGCGUCCAUCAAAGGCCUGACCGCAGAAGUGGAUGUCCUGAAGAAUGAACUGCAGAAAGUCAUCCAGUACAGAAAAACCUCCAAGAAGAGAAAUGCCGAAACUCAUCACCCACAAUUCUCCAGAGACCUGAAGACGGCCAUUGAGACGUACGACUCGACUCUCGCUGCCCUGACCAAGACGUGUGAGGAGAUGAAGAAACUCUACUCUGUCAUCCUGGUCAAGUUCGGGGAACCUGCGGAUCGAGACUCUCAGGAGCUCUUCGGCUUGGUCUGCCAGUUCCUCCACGACUUCAAGAGGGCGCACGCCGAAGUCUUAUGAGUUUAUUCUGUGUGAAGUACUUAUCUGUGACCACUGAGACCUCACUGCUUAUUAAACAGAGUCAAAGCUCAAAAACAAUAACAACGCUACUUGAUAUGGAGGAAAAUGUUACUUGGAUUAAUAUUUUCUGUGGUUUUCUGUAUUUUUUUCACCUGUUUUGUUGUACAAAUACUUUAUUUUAUGAUUCCUUGUACAGUGCAUAGUGAUGCUAAUGAGCUGAAAUCAUGGUAGUGACUAUAAAAGUGAUUUGUUUGAUUCCCCUUUAACUCCAUAUUUACUCUGAGACAAAUCCCCGGUGGAGGAUUAGAACCCUCGGUUGUGAGACGCUCUGCUGGCAGAGGAACAAACACAGAGACGACUUUAGAGGCCAAAUGAGGCCGGUGUACAUCGGGGGUGUGAUUAUUCUGAAUAUGUAAUGGGGCCGUGGUCAGGGACGUUUCCUCGCCCGGCGCCGCAGGAGCAGCGCCAAGGCUGCGUCUGCCUCCGGACCACAGCUGCAGCGAGGAGCAGCUCUUUGAGAAGCCAGAGAAGAAUCUCAGGUUACAACUGAGUGAUGUUGGGACUUCUGUGUGUGUCUGUGUGUGUGUGUGUGUCAAAAACACUGUUUGUACUUCUAAUUGUGUGGCGUUGUAAUGAAGCGCACCCCCGACUGAGCAGCCGAAAAAACGAAAUUAUUGAUUUUAAUUAAAAAUCUACAACUGGA